AUUCCUUCACAAUUACAUGGUCUCUCUAUAAUGAAUGAAACCCUAUAAAUCUUAAACCCUAGUUCAGAUAUAAACCUCAAUUUUUCUCUGUCGGCUACAAACAGAGAACCUCCAACUAUUUCACAGAGGCUUCACGCUUGCCAUUCAGCUGAAUAAAAAUGCUUCUUUUAUUUGAAACCCCUGCUGGGUUUGCCCUUUUUAAAGUGUUGGAUGAGGGGAAGCUCUCUAAAGUUGAGGACUUAUCGAAGGAGUUUGAUACCGUGGACACAGCUAGAAAGAUUGUGAAGUUGAAAGCUUUUUCUAAGUUUGAGAACACAUCAGAGGCUUUGUCAGCAGCAACAUUGUUGAUUGAUAGCAAACCUAGCAAAGGUUUACGCAAGUUCUUACGUGCUCACUGUGAUGGUGAAACACUAGCUGUGGCUGAUUCCAAACUUGGAAAUGCAAUCAAAGAGAAACUUCAAAUCGACUGUUUCCACAACAAUGCUGCUAUGGAACUGAUGAGAGGUGUGAGAAGUCAAUUGACUGAGCUUAUAUCUGGUCUGGGAGCUCAGGAUUUGGCUCCAAUGAGCUUGGGUUUAUCUCAUAGCCUGUCCAGAUACAAGCUAAAGUUCAGCCCUGACAAGGUUGAUACAAUGAUCAUACAGGCAAUUGGUUUAUUGGAUGAUCUUGAUAAAGAGCUUAACACAUAUGCCAUGAGGGUGAGGGAAUGGUAUGGUUGGCAUUUUCCCGAGCUUGCAAAGAUCAUUCAAGACAACAUCCUUUACGCAAAGUCGGUGAAGCUGAUGGGUGACCGUACGAAUGCUGCAAAGCUCGAUUUUUCUGAGGUCCUGUCGGAAGAGGUUGAAGCUGAACUCAAAGAAGCAUCCAUGAUAUCCAUGGGAACUGAAAUUAGUGAUCUUGAUCUGAUAAAUAUUAAAGAUCUUUGUGAUCAGGUUCUGUCUCUUUCAGAGUACAGAGCUCAACUGUACGAUUAUCUGAAGAGCAGAAUGAACACUAUCGCUCCAAAUCUAACUGCUCUUGUUGGAGAACUUGUUGGUGCUCGUCUCAUUGCCCAUGGGGGGAGCUUAAUUAAUCUUGCAAAGCAGCCAGGGAGCACAAUUCAAAUUCUUGGAGCAGAAAAAGCAUUGUUCAGAGCUCUUAAGACAAAACAUGCAACCCCAAAAUAUGGGCUUAUCUACCAUGCCUCUUUAAUUGGUCAGGCUGCUCCAAAACAUAAAGGAAAAAUUUCACGAUCUCUAGCUGCUAAAGCAUCCAUAGCAAUUCGGUAUGAUGCCCUUAGAGAAGGGGAAGAUAAUUCUAUGGGGUUGGAGCAUCGAGCCAAGCUUGAAGCACGCUUGAGGAAUCUAGAAGGCAGAGAACUAGGCCAUGCUUCUGGUUCAGCUAGAGGCAAACCCAAGAUUGAGUUCUAUGAUAAGGACCGCAAGAAGGGAGCAGGUGCUUUGAUAACUCCUGCGAAGACAUACAAUCCAUCAGCUGAUUCUCUUCUUGGAAAGACGGAAGCAUUGCCUGAGGAUAAGGAGGAAGAGGAAGCUGUCUUAGGAAAGAGGAAGAAAAAAACAGAAGAAACUCAGACCGAAGCCCCUGAAGAGAAGAAAGACAAAAAGAAGAAAAAGAAAAAGGCCGUUGAUGCAGAUGAAACUGUGUUGGCAGAGGCGGAGGCUGAGGAUGAAGUUGCUGCCAAAAAAGAAAAGAAGAAGAAGAAGAAGAAGCAUUCAGCUGAGGAGUCUGAGGCUCAGAAUACUGAGAAUCUAGAGGCAGGGGGGAAGAAAAAGAAGAGGAAGCAUGCCGACCAAGAUGAAGAAACUGAAACUCCCGCAAAGAAGAAAGAUAAAAAGAAGAAGAAAAGAAGUGAAGAAUGAGGGAAGAUGCGGAAUACUAUGCUCACAUGCUACUGAUCUAUUUUGGGUAUGUAUACUUGCAAGAAGUGAGUUUGGGCGGUUGUUGGAUGUUAAGUUCUAUUAUUACAGAGCAAUUUCUGUAGGAUCAGUUAGCAAUGUUUUCCUGCUUGGAGUAUGUCUGCCUGCAGUUAAAUAUUUAAAUAGGAUAAAUAUUAUUUAGUGUUGGAUGAAUCGCAUAUGUUAUGCCUUUGAUUGAAUAUUAAUUUGUUUUGCGUUUCA
This is a messenger RNA of Daucus carota subsp. sativus, 2117 nucleotides long. Its product is annotated as probable nucleolar protein 5-2. Gene Ontology annotation, cellular component: box C/D methylation guide snoRNP complex; small-subunit processome. NCBI's taxonomy places the organism in Eukaryota, Viridiplantae, Streptophyta, Magnoliopsida, Apiales, Apiaceae. The record is from RefSeq and is a predicted model, not a curated record. Bases 159 to 1859 code for a protein of 566 amino acids. The transcript has 9 exons. Gene Ontology annotation, molecular function: snoRNA binding.